ACCUGCAGCGACAUUAAACACUCAGUUUGUGUUUUUAAUCUGAGUUUGUCUUAAAUUUAAAAAGGAAAAACAUCAAGAGGAGUUUUUAUUCCAAGAUUUUGGAGGAUUUAAGAAAAAAAAAAAAAAAAAGUUUGCUUCACCUGAGGGACUUGUUCUGCUCCGGUCCCCUGACACCGGCUCCCGCUGCAUCUCCUGCCCGGCCCCGGCUCCCUCUGCCCCGCCAUGGGCUCCGUGCUGCCCGGCUCCUCGCUGGGCCUGAAGUCGGGCUUCAAGCCGCAGCAGCCGCUCUCUCUGGCGGACAUCAUCACCUCGGACAUCCUGCACAGCUUCCUGUACGGCCGCUGGAGGCACGUGCUGGGCGAGCAGCACCACCACCUGCCGCACCAACAUCACCUGCCGCACGAGGACCGCACCGCCCCGAGCGCGAGCCCCAAGACCGCGUUCACCGCCGAGGUGCUCGCGCAGUCCUUCUCCGGAGAGGUGCAGAAACUGUCCAGUCUGGUUUUACCCAGCGAGGUGAUCAUCGCUCAGAGCUCAGUCCCAGGAGAAGGUUUGGGGAUUUUCUCUAAAACAUGGAUCAAAGCAGGAACAGAGAUGGGACCGUUCACAGGACGCCUGAUCUCACCUGAACACAUCGACCUGUACAAGAACAACAACCUCAUGUGGGAGGUGUUUAACGAGGACGGGACGGUGAGGUAUUUCAUCGACGCCAGUCAGGAGGACCAGAGGAGCUGGAUGACAUACAUCAAGUGUGCGAGGAACGAGCAGGAGCAGAACCUGGAGGUGGUUCAGAUUGGCAGCAGCAUCUUCUACAAGGCUGUGGAGACGAUCCCUCCGGAUCAGGAGCUGCUGGUCUGGUAUGGAAACUCCCACAACACCUUCCUGGGAAUCCCUGGGAUUCCUGGAGGAGACGAAGAACAGAGCAAGAAGACCAAGACCGAUGAAUUUCACACCUGUGAAGGCUCCUCUUCCUCCUCCUCCUCCUCCUCCUCCUCUUCCUCCACCCUGGGCCGCAUGCGAUGCGUCAUCUGCCACCGCGGCUUCAACUCCCGCAGCAACCUGCGCUCCCACAUGCGCAUCCACACGCUGGACAAACCCUUCGUCUGCCGCUUCUGCAACCGCCGCUUCAGCCAGUCGUCCACGCUGAGGAACCACGUCCGGCUGCACACCGGCGAGCGCCCCUACAAGUGCCAAGUCUGCCAGUCAGCGUACUCGCAGCUGGCGGGCCUGCGGGCGCACCAGAAGAGCGCCAGGCACCGGCCCACCGGAGAUGCCGUCGCCGCAGGGGGAGGUGUGGUGGUGCACGCUGCUCACUCACCUCCUCCUCACCCACCGCAGCUGACCGCCAUGCCUCACCCGGCAUCACUGGUUCACCAUAUACCCACCAUGGUGCUGUGAUGAGAGGUAGGCAGACAGACACACCAAAUACAGACAGACAGACAGCUUAAAUAUCCAAACUAACUCAGACAGGAACCUGACAGGUUGGAGGAACAUGUUACCCAGGUAGCCACAGGAAUCAGGCCAACUGCGGCUCAGCGUCGGCACAUUUGGCUGAGUUCUGGUCGCUCGAUUCCUGCAGCAGCUGUGAUCUGACUCUGACCCUCAUGUGACCCAGAUUUGGGCUGAGAACCAGAUCCAGUGAGCAGCACUCAGGCCACAUUUGGGUCAGAGCAUCAUCAUCCUCACUGCGACCUCGUCACACGUCCGCGUUUGGUCAUGGACUUUCCAUGUCCACAUAUGACG
This is a messenger RNA of Epinephelus lanceolatus (giant grouper), 1743 nucleotides long. Its product is annotated as PR domain zinc finger protein 12. The record is from RefSeq and is a predicted model, not a curated record. Gene Ontology annotation, biological process: neurogenesis; regulation of gene expression. Gene Ontology annotation, cellular component: nucleus. Gene Ontology annotation, molecular function: histone methyltransferase binding. Lineage: Eukaryota; Metazoa; Chordata; Actinopteri; Perciformes; Serranidae.